AGCUUCCGGCUGGCGGAGGUUGGGACGGCGGCGCUGUGGGGCGGACUCUGGGUCGCGACGCCGACCCGUGCCCCUGCCCCGUUCGGCGACUUCGACCCCGACCCCCACCUGGGCCGUGACUCCCACCCGGUCAUACCCGUAUGGCCCGGCACGUGUUCCUGACAGGACCCCCAGGGGUUGGAAAAACAACACUGAUCCAGAAAGCCAGUGAAGUUUUAAAGUCCUCUGGCGUGACAGUCGAUGGGUUUUAUACAGAAGAAGUCAGACAGGGAGGAAGAAGAAUAGGUUUCGAUGUUGUCACGUUGUCCGGCGCCCGUGGACCUUUAUCCAGGAUUGGGUCAGAGCUUCCGCCUGGAAAGCGUGAGUGCUGCGUUGGGCAGUAUGUGGUAGAUCUGACUUCCUUUGAGCAGCUGGUGCUUCCUGUCUUGAGGAAUGCAGGUCCCAGAGGUGGCCCGGGGCAGAGCGUGUGUGUCCUCGACGAGGUGGGGAAGAUGGAGCUCUUCAGCCAGCCGUUCAUCCAGGCCGUUCGCCAGGUGCUGUCCACCCCGGGGACUGUCGUCCUUGGCACCAUCCCAGGACCCAAAGGAAAACCGCUGGCCCUCGUGGAAGAAAUAAGAACCCGAAACGACAUUAAGGUGUUCACUGUCACCAAGGAAAACAGAAACCGCCUUCUGCCAGAGAUCGUGACGUGUGUGCGGAGUAGCCGGAAGUGAGGACUUUCUGCAAGUGAGCACAUUUCUUGGAAGGGAGCCUGAGUUCCCUGCCUGUCCAGGUUUUUGGCCUUUGCAUUUAUGAAACCUUGGAGGCUUUUCCAAAGAAAGCCUGAUAGCUGUUUUCCGUAAAAUGUUUAAAAGAUCAGAUUAGCCUUAAUGCUGGAUUGACUUUACAAGAUUAACAAUCCACUGUGGCUUAUUUAUGCUGAGAGAUUUCUGUUUAUUUCCUCUUGCAGUUGUGCAUGUAAUUUGGGUAAAUUAUGAAAUGAGAAAUGGUUUCCGGAGUAUUAGAUGGAAUUUGCCCCCA
Kogia breviceps (pygmy sperm whale) is the source of this 1020-nucleotide messenger RNA. It is a transcript of the gene NTPCR, whose product is annotated as nucleoside-triphosphatase, cancer-related. NCBI's taxonomy places the organism in Eukaryota, Metazoa, Chordata, Mammalia, Artiodactyla, Physeteridae. The record is from RefSeq and is a predicted model, not a curated record. Gene Ontology annotation, molecular function: ribonucleoside triphosphate phosphatase activity.